CCUAGUUAUGUCACCACUCGGCUCGGCCCAGCCCGGGUUCGGCUUUUACCAGCUACACCUGUAGUUCGGCUAUUCCCGUAAGCUGAACCACUUUGUCCAGCUUGGUUUGACCUGUUAGCUGUGUGAAUCGGCUACAAGCCAUGACUCCAGCAACAUCGACUCGAGCUGGUUCAAGCUGGUUGCAGUCGGCUUCAGUCACGUGGAAGUUGAACUAUCUUCUUUCUGUGCGUCGUUGACUCGUUGUCCAUUCAUUCAAUUUCAUUGUUCAAUCCCUCACUGCAAUAUUCAGUCCUGUUGUAAAGCAUGAAGGCCCCGAAUCGCAUUGAUGGUAGAUUUAGGCUGGAAGAUAUUUUGGGGUCUGGUUCAUAUGCUGUUGUGUACCGUGCGCAGAACUUCCUCAAUGAUGACAUUGUUGCUAUCAAACUCGAGCCAGUCACCAACAAACCAUCUUCUGUGGAGCAUGAGCAUGAGAUUCUCAAGCAACUUGAAGGUGGAGUUGGGAUUCCCCGCGCCCUUUGGUUUGGCAGGGAGUCAACACAUUACGCCUUGGCUCUCGACCUCCUCGGGCCGUCACUAUACGAUCUCUUCAUUGCAUGCAACCACAAAUUUAGCCUUCAAACUGUUGUUAAUUUAGGAGACCAGCUGCUGUCGCGUCUCGAGUAUAUUCACUCACAUGACAUUGUUCAUGGGGAUAUCAAACCGCAUAACGUCUUAGUGGACCAUUCAAGACAAACUACCUAUAUCAUCGAUUUCGGUAUCGCGAAGAAGUACUGGAACAAUGCAACCAAAUCCCACAUCCCGUUUCGCCGAGGUCGACAUCUCACAGGCACCCCCGCCUUUGCUUCAAUCAACAAUCACUUGGGAUUGGAGCCGGGUCGUCGUGACGAUCUCGAAUCACUUGCUUACAUGCUAAUAUAUUUCUUGCGCGGCUCCCUUCCAUGGUUAAAUAGUGACCAUGAGAGGCUGUCCAGCUCCGUCAUACUCGAGCGCAAAGGCGAUACCAGCAUUGCUGAUUUAUGUGGUGGAAUUCCUGCUGCAUUUGCAAAUAUUCUCGUCUACUCGCGCUCUCUCUCAUUUUCAGAGGAUCCCGAUUAUGACCAUCUUCGUUCUUUCCUUCACGAUCUUCGCACUGCAGGGCCCGCACCAGCUAUGCACUCCCUGGAUUUCAAUUGUCACGCUGCACCCUCCCCUCAACGUUCUCAAGUCUCUGAAUCGGUGCCCCUAUGUCAGCCGAAGACGCCUGUUCGUAAAUCAACUCGUGUGUAA
Molecule: messenger RNA, 1266 nt
Organism: Suillus clintonianus
Lineage: Eukaryota; Fungi; Basidiomycota; Agaricomycetes; Boletales; Suillaceae
Product: putative casein kinase 1, delta
Exons: 3
Coding region: 304-1266 (320 amino acids)
Biological process (GO): peptidyl-serine phosphorylation; signal transduction; endocytosis
Cellular component (GO): cytoplasm; nucleus
Molecular function (GO): protein serine/threonine kinase activity; ATP binding
Source: RefSeq, a predicted model, not a curated record